AUGCGCGCUGCUGCCCGGGGCGCCUGUCGAUCGCUGUCCACCGCUGCGCCGCCUCCGCCCCUGUCGAUGGCCGAUAAGGUGCGGGCAUUUGGCUCCCUCCUCGGAACUGGCUUGGCCAGUGGCGCUCUUGGCGGGCUGGUUGGGCUUGGGGCCCAUGGUUCCCCCAUUAUGGUCCCUGCUCUCAAGUCGAUGGCAAAGCACUCGACAGCCACGGCGACGGGCACCGCUGCUGUGGCAGUCGUCUCCACCGGCCUCGCGGGGUGCCUUGGAUUUGCGACGGCGGGGAGCUUUGAGCCAUCCAAGGGCAUGUUUGGGAAGAUCGAGGUCUUCACCGCCGUGAUGACUGGAGUGGGCGCGGCGAUCGGCUCGCGCAUCGGCACACCCCUCGCUUCCAAGCUGAACCCACAGCUGCUGCAGCGCUCCUUCGGCGUCGUGCAGCUGGUUCUUGCGCCGCUCGUACUGUACAAACCGAUCUACGACAAGCGGGUCAAGGAGGAGGCGGAGCAGCGGAAGAAGCUGCUCCGCAAGUCGACCACUGUCAUCUCCUGGGGGAAGACAUAUACCGACGCGUACACCACCGUCGGGCGCUUCGCGGAGGCGGCAGGCAGGUCGCCGCCCAUUGGCCUCGCCGCGGGCACCAUCUUUGGCGUCCUCGGCGUCGGCGGCGGCGUCGUUAUUGCGCCAUGCCUCUGCCUCCUCACCAACCUCGACCACGCGACGGUGCUCGGCACCACUCUCGCAGCAAUGCUCCCGGCCAGCGCCAUGACCGCCCUCUCGCACUGGCGCGCGGGCAGCGUGUGCAUGUACAGCGCCGUCCCCCUGGUGCUCGCCACGGCGGCGGGCGGCUACUACGGGUCGAAGCUUGCCGUCGACCUGCCCGAGGAGCAGACAAAGACGCUCUUCGCCGCGACGAUCUUUGGACUCGGCGUGCGCCGCCUCAUGCUGUAG
Messenger RNA from Emiliania huxleyi CCMP1516, 948 nucleotides. RefSeq lists its product as hypothetical. The coding region runs from base 1 to 948 and encodes 315 amino acids. Gene Ontology annotation, cellular component: membrane. The transcript is spliced from 2 exons. The record is from RefSeq and is a predicted model, not a curated record. Lineage: Eukaryota; Haptophyta; Isochrysidales; Noelaerhabdaceae.